AUCAAGUUCACACGAGUCUCUUCUCGUAAAAAUGAAGUCGAGUUCUAGAAGGCGCUCUGCGUUUUCUGUGUAUCAAUCGCAGAUUGGAAAGGAUGAAGAAAGUUCCCAGAAAGUGGAAGAAAAGGCUAAUCAACCGUCUGGAUCAAAGAAAAGGCCGCUCGACGAAAAUCCUUCGAAGAGCACCUCAAAGAAAGUGAGCAAAUUGCGCGGCUGUAAAAGUUUGGACGACGACGGAACAAAUGGGAUAUUCGAUCACGAGGAACGUACACCAGACAUUCUAGAACCUAAACAGAAAGGAAAAGGGAAGUUACUUAGUAAAGCUAACAGACUGAGACAGAGUCUGUCCUUGUCUAGCCGGAAAAAGAAGAGGAAUGGCUAUCAAAGUUAUGAUCGUGUAGAUUUACAGGAAAAGUCUUCAAGUAACUUGACCGUGCAUAACUUGCCCGCUGAUAAAUCAGACAGAACAGACAGUGAGACCGGGAAUGAAGAACCUUCUGAGGAAGAGCAAGCCAAGUGGAACUCGGAACAAGGAGAUAUAGAAGCUGACAGACUUUUCUCCUGGUUGAUAAGUCCAGUGAAACCCGGGAAAUUUUUCAGUGACGUAUGGGAACAGAAACCCCUGUUGAUCAAGAGACAUCAUCUAACCUAUAAUGAUGGCUGGUUCAGCACAAGCGAAUUAGAUACUAUUCUUAGAGAGCAUCGAGUUCUAUUCUCAACCAAUCUGGAUGUGACAUCUUACAAAAAUGGACAACGAGAGACCCACAAUCCUUCAGGGAGAGCUCAUGCUCCAGUAGUAUGGGAUUAUUAUGAGAAUGGCUGUUCUGUUCGUUUCCUCAAUCCUCAAGCUUUUUCACAGUCAGUGUGGAAGUUGACUUCCCUUCUACAGGAGUAUUUUGGUUGUCUGGUUGGUGCCAACGUUUAUCUAACUCCAGCUGGCUCUCAAGGCUUUGCCCCACAUUAUGAUGACAUUGAGGCCUUUGUUGUGCAACUUGAGGGGAAGAAACACUGGAGACUUUAUAAUCCAAGAUGUGAUGCUGAAGCCUUACCAAGGUACUCUAGUGAAAACUUUACACAAGAAGAAAUUGGUGAACCCAUUCUUGAUACAGAGCUUGUUGCUGGUGAUGUCCUCUACUUCCCAAGAGGGACAAUCCAUCAGGCAGAUACACCAAGUGAUACACAUUCUUUACAUAUCACUCUGUCCACUUAUCAAAAGACCUCCUGGAUGGAUUUUAUGGAAAAGUUAAUUCCAGGUGCUCUGCAGGUUGCAUUUGAAGAGGAUCGUGAAUUCCGUCAAGGAUUGCCACUUAAUUAUCUUGACUAUAUGGGUGUGGCAAAUUCAGAAUCGAACACCAAAGAGAGGUCAGAUUUCCUGAAGAAGGUGGAAAAACUUAUGAUGAAAUUGGUGUCACAUGCUCCAGUUGAUGCAGCUGUCGACCAGUUUGCAGUGGGAGUCCUUCGAGAUUCUUUGCCUCCAGUUUUAACUGAAGAAGAAACAAAGAAAAGUGUCUUUGGCAGUGAUUCUUCGUGGAAAGAAGGAAAGAUUAUUGGCAAAGUUUCUAUCAACGAGGAAACAGAAGUCAGGCUGAUACGAAAGGGAGUGGCAAGGUUAGUUGUCGAAGGUGAAGUCGUGCAUGUUUACCACACACAACAGAAUUCUAGAGUCUAUCACGAGACUGAGUUAGACAGCUUGGAGUUUGGUUUAGAGGCUGGUCCAAUAAUAGAGAGCAUUCUACAGAGUUACCCUGAUUACAUUGCAGUGAAAGACCUGCCUCAUGAUGAUACGAAUUACAAGAUUGACCUGGUCACGUUGCUCUACGAAAAAGGAAUUCUGAUCAGAAAGUAAAGCUGCCGCUGUUUACAUCGCUUCCUUAGAAUUUCAGUGUGAUCGACAAUUUGAUAAAUAUUUCAGCAAGCUAAGGGUAUUUGUCAUUUUUGGGAUGAAAAGACGCAAUCCUCUCCAGCUGCCUUAGAGGAAAAGGAAAUUAUUAUUUUUUACUCUAGGUUGGCUUUUUUGUUGAUAUGUUUGUUGUUGAUGUUGUUUGUUAGUUUGAUUGUUUUUGCGUGGGAGACCAGAUUUCUUUUAAAAAUCAAACGUUUUUACGUGAUCACUAAGUAUACUGAUAGUUGUGAAUUUCGUUGCUACUGUUAACUUGAUGUAAUAAAACCAGUUCCAGGAAAGACUGCCGUUGAUGUAC
Pocillopora damicornis (cauliflower coral) is the source of this 2195-nucleotide messenger RNA. RefSeq names its product ribosomal oxygenase 1. NCBI's taxonomy places the organism in Eukaryota, Metazoa, Cnidaria, Anthozoa, Scleractinia, Pocilloporidae. Gene Ontology annotation, cellular component: nucleolus. The record is from RefSeq and is a predicted model, not a curated record. Gene Ontology annotation, molecular function: histone H3K4 demethylase activity; histone H3K36 demethylase activity.